Hippocampus zosterae (dwarf seahorse) is the source of this 2681-nucleotide messenger RNA. It is a transcript of the gene irag3a, whose product is annotated as inositol 1,4,5-triphosphate receptor associated 2. Gene Ontology annotation, cellular component: endoplasmic reticulum membrane. Bases 324 to 1616 code for a protein of 430 amino acids. The record is from RefSeq and is a predicted model, not a curated record. The transcript has 12 exons. Lineage: Eukaryota; Metazoa; Chordata; Actinopteri; Syngnathiformes; Syngnathidae.
UCGUAAACCUGCCGGAUCAAUCUUCUUCCGUUGUGUUCGCACAAGUGUUGGUGUUAGAAAUGUGAAGUUCCAAAUUAGGUGUGAUGUCAACUUGAGAACUGUCAACUUUUGUUUGCUGUAGACAAACAUUGCAAGUAGGAGGUGCAAAGCGACUUGUCCUCUUCUGCCUUGACUGUGGAUCUCAUAAUGGGAUUAUCUAUUCUCAGUACGGCACAGAGCGAGUCCAUACGCGAAACAGCCUCCAUAAAAUAGCUAUGGGCUAGAGCUAAGGAUUUGCAUUCAACUGAGUGAGAAAAUGGAGCAGUUUGAGAUGGCCUCCGUCCAUGCAAUCGAGCGCCCUCAGAGGCUCCAUUGUCUUUCAGCUGGAUGUGGCGACCAAUGGCUGCCAGGCACCUUUUCAUAAUGACGACGAUAGCGAUUCAGAAAGCAGUCGGGAGGAGCCACCACCAAGUAACUGGAACGAGCUGUCCAUCAUAGAUCGAGUGGGCCUCAACAGUGGGGAGAUGUCAGAGACGGAUUUGGAAAAGAACUUCGUUCAGAUCGCCUUGGCCUUCCGCUGCGACCAGUACACCCUGAAACAGAGGCUCCAGGCGGACGAGCAUGCCCGCAACCUGGCUGAGGAGAACGUCCUGCUGGAGCUGUCCAGAGGCAGAGAGACGCUGGAGGUUCUAAAGGGCUUGUGUCUGGACAGCAAGCGCAGUAAAAUCCUGCAGAGGCUGGAGUUGUCGUUAGACAUCCUCACUGGCACGGUUGAACGUAUCUCCAACACGGCCGAGGUUCUUGGAGCGGUGCACCAGGAGGCUCGUGUGAUUCGGGCAGUGGAGCUGAUGGUGGCUCACGUGGAGAAUGUGAGGAGGCGACUGGAGCGACAUGAGGCGGUGUUGGAGGAGGCCAAGAAGAUGAUCCAGCAGCAGAACUCCUGCAGGAGCAUCGAUGACACUGGAGCUCCUCUUGGUCUCUCAUCGUUUCUCUUGACGUUUUUGUUUGCUUUUCCUGUGUUUGAUUUGUCCGGAUUUGUUUCACCCCUAGAUCUGGAUGAAAGUGACAGCUGGAAGAAAAGCUUUCAACAGAAUGGCAGUCGCCGCAGAGUCAGCAUGUCACUGAUUCCAAGUGACAUCCAGCCUUUCCAGAAGGCAAAGCGCGAGUCCAAGAAGCGGGCCGCUCGUGAGGAAGCUGACCCGAGCCAUAAAUUGUUCCCCGCCUGCUCAUCUCCCUGCUUGAGCUCGGCAUCCAGCUGCAGCGCCAUCAACAAGGACGACAGCUGCUCGGUGGAUGGCAGGCCAUUUGAUCUCGACGAAGUGUCUGCGCCUGCGCCUCAGUGGGGGCCACCUCCCCAGCCGUCUCCCAUCCCAGAGUGCUCUGUCCCGUGCAAAGCAACUGCUGGUGGAAAGGUGCCGCACAAGAGUUGCGCGCCGGACAAAAGGCAGAGGUACAAGAGCAAAGCUUCAUUGGCAAAGAAAAAGGCUGACAAGGAGAAGAAAAAGUCCAACAUCUGCCAGCGGAUUUCUGUAGAUGGCUCGUCCUGCAGACAGCGCCGUCAAGCCUGCCGCCGCUCACUGCUUCUCUGUGUUUUUGUGUUUCUCUCCUUCAUCACCUGGAUGUUUCUCUUUGUGUAAGAUUUUUUUUGUGUAAAAGAAGAGAGGAAAUGUACUUUUUACAAUAAAUACCUAAAUAGUUGGCUCUUUGGAAUUCCUGCCCACCCAUUGCAGUAUGUGUCAAAUUAAAUGGUAAAAAAAAAACGGUCUUGUGUUCGCUGCCUGUUUGUGUCUUGUAAGGCGCUUAUAAAUAAAAUGUAUUAUUAUUAUUAUUAUCAAACGUGGGAUGUGUCAAGGGUUGACUCCACGAGGAAAACACAAACAGUGCUUCACUUUUGGGAUGCUCACUUUUCCUCGAGGCAGUUUGAGAACAAGUAACAGUGGCGUGGCGCCAUGCGGCUCCGUUGGCGCCACACAGAACCGCCUCCCCAACACCGGGUGAUUUCAAGUGGAAUGAUCCAAUACAUGACCCUUUCUGUGAUUUGACCAAAGACUGUCACAGACCUUUCAUAAAGAAUGUGGUGAUUUUUAAUUUUUUUUUUUUUUUAAACACGGCGGCCCGGUGAUGCAGUGGUUAGUGCGUCGACCUCACUGUGCAGAGGUACCGUGUUUGAUUCCAGCUCCGGCCUCUGGUAUAUCAAGAUAUUUUGUGAUGUUUUCUUUAAUCAAUGUAUUGCUUCUCAGUGAAAAAACUGCUUUGAGAUGAUUACAUGACUUGGUGACUUGCUUGCCUAAGCAAUUCCAGAGAUGGACUCUGGAGCCUGCUUUGACGACUUCAUAGUCUGCUUUGUUUGAAUUGUCAAAACUUGAUUGAGAUCAAUGCCACUUGAUUACACAACAAACAGUGUGGCGUAGGGAGGGAUGAGAAUGGCCACUCACCUCUCCCGAUGCACACACUUUAGAGGAUAAAAGGAGGGGAGCGAUGCUCCUCAGCAGAGUCCGCUGUGGGUCAAAGUACGAGACGCCCAGCUCGUAUUGAAGCUCACUCUGCUGAGGGUGUUGGCUCUCCACCCUACUGGCACACGGUAAGAGUUCUUUAGCUUCAUACAACUUGUUUGAACUGUGUUAUCAUUUCUGUGUGGGACCAAUAAAGUGCCUAUUGUUGGUAGCCAGAAGUGUCUUGUCGUUAUUUCUGAGUGCCUAUCU